Messenger RNA from Alnus glutinosa, 477 nucleotides. RefSeq lists its product as uncharacterized. The record is from RefSeq and is a predicted model, not a curated record. The transcript has a single exon. Bases 1 to 477 code for a protein of 158 amino acids. NCBI's taxonomy places the organism in Eukaryota, Viridiplantae, Streptophyta, Magnoliopsida, Fagales, Betulaceae.
AUGAAAGUCCUAUUAGCCGAAAAGUUGGGCCUCGAUGUCCAAAUCACAUGGGAUCGAUUCAAGAGAGAGUUCAAUGACCGAUUCUUCCCUCGAGCACAACGUCAACAAUGUGCCCGAGAAUGCCAAGAUCUCAAACAAGGGAACUUGUUAGUUGAGCAGUAUUCGACUGAGUUUUUGAAACUGUCGAGGUAUGCCCCACACCUCAUCCCAAAUGAGCAAACUAAGGCCGAAAGAUUUCUUGACAACUUGUCGCCAAGAAUCAAAGAGAUAAUUGCUUUUCUUGAAAUCACCAACUUCACCAAAAUGGUGCACACUGCCACCGUUGCUAAGAAUGGAAUUAAAGAAGCAGAUGUUGGCUAUGUGAAUAUGAAGCGGUCGAUGUCAAUGGGAGCUCAUCCUCCCCCACCACCAUCAAAGAGGCAGUCUUCAAGAACCAGUUCCGAAUCCUUUAGGAGAAGGAAUGCCUCUGAGAGCUGA